Messenger RNA from Agrilus planipennis (emerald ash borer), 1093 nucleotides. Its product is annotated as protein lifeguard 4. Gene Ontology annotation, biological process: negative regulation of apoptotic process. The record is from RefSeq and is a predicted model, not a curated record. Lineage: Eukaryota; Metazoa; Arthropoda; Insecta; Coleoptera; Buprestidae. Bases 154 to 903 code for a protein of 249 amino acids. Gene Ontology annotation, cellular component: membrane. The transcript is spliced from 4 exons.
AAACAUAUUGAUUAUGUUUUGUAGGUGAAUUUCAUUAAAUAAUUUACAGUGUUACAAAUAUAAUUAUACUCAACAUUGCAGUACCUAUUUACAACAAAAGUGAUAAUUCGUACUAAGUUUGUUCUAGAAACUAUUUCAUACCAUUCUAUAAAAAUGUCACAAACUGUCCCGUUAAUAUUACAAGAUGAUUGUGAACAAGGAGGAAAGAAUUUUGACGAAUCCAUCGAAGACGAUUUUUCAUAUCGUAAUAAUGUUCUUCAAGCAAGUAAAAAUAUUCGACUUGCUUUUAUCAGAAAAGUAUAUGGGAUUCUAAGCGUACAACUUUUAUUAACAGUGAUUAUUGCAGCAGUGUGUAUGUUUACACCUCAAAUUACUGGAUUUGUCCAAAAAAAUGACUGGAUGUUAAUGUUAUCACUUUUUGGCAGUAUGGGUAUACUUAUAGCAUUGUUCAUUAAACGUAAAGAUACACCUGCAAACUUUAUUUUACUCACUGCUUUUACAGUAAUGCAAGCAUAUACAGUUGGUGUUAUUGUCUCUUUUUACCCCAAAAUUGUUGUUCUACAAGCAUUAUUACUGACGUUUAUUGUUCUUGGUGCAUUAACAGUGUAUACAUUCCAAUCCAAGCGUGAUUUUUCAUGUCUGCAUUCAUGCCUUUUUGCUGGUCUUUGUAUUCUUAUUCUUGGUGGAUUUCUUCAAAUAUUUUUUCACUCGAGUUUAAUGGAAUUUAUAAUUGGUAUUGGUGGUGCCGCCCUAUUUUGUUUAUUUAUUAUUUAUGACACUCAGCUAUUGAUGCAGGUAUUAUCACCUGAAGAAUAUAUUUUAGCAACUAUUAAUUUAUACAUGGAUAUAAUUAAUUUGUUUUUAUAUAUUCUUCGUAUUUUACAAGAAUUGAAUCGUCAAUAAAUACUAUCAGUAUAAAAAUUGAUUUAAUAUUUUAUUGAAAUCAUUACUAAUUGUGAUGAAAUAAUUAGAAAAAAAAUUAAAUGCGUUUAUGGAUUGUAUUAUUUGAUGUACAUACUGUAUUGUUAAUGUAUAGAUUAGUGUUGUAACUACAAAUAGAACUGUUUUAUUUAAUAAACGUAUUCACGUCGAA